Messenger RNA from Siniperca chuatsi (mandarin fish), 3923 nucleotides. Its product is annotated as carbohydrate sulfotransferase 11-like. Bases 893 to 1870 code for a protein of 325 amino acids. Gene Ontology annotation, cellular component: membrane. The record is from RefSeq and is a predicted model, not a curated record. Gene Ontology annotation, biological process: proteoglycan biosynthetic process; carbohydrate biosynthetic process. NCBI's taxonomy places the organism in Eukaryota, Metazoa, Chordata, Actinopteri, Centrarchiformes, Sinipercidae. The transcript has 4 exons. Gene Ontology annotation, molecular function: sulfotransferase activity.
UCGAGUUCUUCUCGUAAGCCCAUUCUUCUCAGAUCGAAAGUCAUACGUAAUGGAAAUGUAGUGGGCGCAUGGUAACUUUUGAUCAUUAGACUGAAUCUUGACUUCAUUUUCUUUUAACCACAAACUGAUGACACAUCUUGCUUGUGCUAUACAUGCUAUACAUAACAUCUGACAGCUGAACAUACAUCACAUGGAAAUCCGACUUUCUGACUGUAGUUUUAAAAUUUCCGGCACUACCUGAAGACAGCAUAACAGCCAAUGAAUCGGGUAGAGGGCUCGAAAGAGAGGGGUGGGUGUGACGUCAUGGCAUGGUGCCCCGUCCAUGUUUGGCGAAGAAGAAGUUUGUACCUUUAGUGAAACUCUGGACACCAUUCGUUUAGGUGACAGCUAGAGCUUAGGAGAAGCCAAAGUAUUUAUUCAGAACUUUUCAUUUUGCUUUAGGGCUUGUCAUAUCAACGCAGCAUUAAAUAAUGUUUUAUGUAAGGUGACCUUGCUUAAUUUGUCAGCAUUAUUAAGUAAACGUCAUCUAAAAAACCUGGCAAAGACCAGAGCGGACGGUUCUGAAUUAAUGUCCCACUCAUGUUAAAAUGAACCGCGAAUUACUGUGUCGCUCAGUAGCCUAGCUAACGUUCCUGGAUGGCUUGUUUAUUUUUCGUUUCCCACAAUUAAUAAAUCGCCUCCUAAUUUUUGGGAGAGACUCGCAUCCUCCGCCGGGUGGUCUCGUAUGAACCGCGUCGAAGCAGCGACGAGUGGUCGGGGGCUCCGCCAGCAGAGCCGGGCUUCAGGAUGAGGAUGCCCAGAGGAGGACGCCUGUUCCUGGCGACGUGCCUCGGCUCGCUCUUCGUUCUCGUGCUUUACUUUCAGAGCAUCACCAAGUCAGGCAACUGAAAAAAUGGAGAGCAGCUGUAAUCACAUCGAUGUUUGUUUGGUCUUUCUAACUGUAGAACCUUGUGUGAAGACAGGCAGCAGACGAGGGAAAAGCAGGAGAAGUCCACUGCAGACCCUCUACAAUGGAGACCAGCAGCUGGAGCUGUUGGCAGCUCAGAGGUCCCUCCAAGGCCGCAGGGAGCUGUUGGGGCAGGCAUGUCUAAACCACAUGAGGAAGCGGCAGGUUCUUUCGCCUGAGAAUCUCAAACACCUCAUUGUGGAUGAUAAACACAACCUUGUUUACUGCUACGUACCCAAGGUAGCCUGCACCAAUUGGAAGCGUGUUCUUAUGGUCCUCACCAGUGACGGCCGCUAUACUGACCCCCUUGCCAUCCCUGCAAAUGAGGCCCAUGUGGCAGGUAACCUCCGCACACUUUCUGAGUUCUCAGUCCCUGAGAUUAACCAACGCCUUCGCAACUACCUCAAGUUCAUCUUCGUGCGGGAGCCCUUUGAGCGCCUGGUGUCUGCCUACCGGAACAAAUUCACUCGAAGCUACAACACCGCUUUCCACAAGCGCUACGGAACCAAGAUCAUCCGCCAGCACCGGCCCGAUCCGGAGCCUGAAGCGCUAGAGAAAGGGAAUGACGUUUCUUUCCACGAGUUUGUCAAGUACCUCGUGGACCCUCGGACCCAGCGGGAGGAACCUUUUAAUGAGCACUGGGAGCGGGUUCACUCCCUCUGCCACCCCUGCCUGAUCCAUUAUGACGUAGUGGGGAAGUACGAGACUUUGGCACCAGAUGCUCAGGCUGUGCUCAGGUUGGCUGGAGUGGAGGGGACGCUUCAAUUUCCAAUGUCUGGUAAGAGCACCAGGACUGAUGGCAACAUGGCAGCACGCUUCUUUAAGCAUAUCAGUCCCUUCUACCAGAAGAAACUGUUCAACCUAUAUCGAAUGGACUUCCUGCUCUUCAACUACUCCACACCAGAGUACCUCAGGACUCGCUGAGGGGCAGAGAUAAGAGGAUUGCCAUCAGUGCACUGUUUUCCUUUUUAAAUCCCCUUCAGACUUUAUGUUAGUGAUGAUCCAUGGACUCAUCCCUGCCUAGAGUGGUCAAUCACAAGCACUGACUUGUUACUAUGACUCCAACAAAAACGAAGGUCUGUGGCGAAGGACUUGAUUUUCUGGUUUCAGUGAAUGAAACUGUCUAAAUGAAACCACAUUUCUUCCUGAGAAGAAAAGUCAGUUUGUGCUGUAAUCUGAGAAGCAUCUGUCCUAUGUUGGUUUGCUUUCCAGUUUGUAAACGAUGUGUUAUUUUGAUGUUUAACAGAAUGCAGAGGGGUUGUUCCCAAAAUUUUAAUUUUGUUGUGUGGUCAUGUAGUAUGCCGUACCAGCAUCCCUGCAGUGCCCACUACCGUAAAAAUUCUCCCAUGGCUUGUUUUUCUGAGAAUUAAUGAGCCAUAAAUUUAAUCCCACUUCAGAGGAGCAGGUUCUCCUCUUGUAUGGGUAUACAGGUGAAUGUGCUGACUGUGAAACUGAACACAGCUGAUUCAAUCAAAGCACCUACAGUACAAUAUCUGUGUGUGGUAGUAAGGAUUAGGGCUCAUGAUUUUGUGAAAAUCUUAUGAAAGAAAGGAGGGGUUUCUCUUGUUCGGUGAAAUUUUAUUUAUUUUUCUUUUCUUUUUAAUCCACCUACAGUCAUCUCCACUACAGGGCAUUGUUCAGAAAAUGUGACGGAAUUUAUGGUAAUAAUAUGGAGGUUAAUGUCAGAAAAUGUUUAUUAAUGGCCUGUACUGUGAAAAUAUUAGUUUUAACAAAUGUCUUCAUACAGUCUUAAAUGUUUAAAGGGGAAUUCCACCUAUUUUACACAUCGAAGUCCGUUUACAGGUGUACUGCAAAUGUGAUAAAGAGCCUUUUGUGGCUCCAGAGCAUAAAAAUCACAUAGUCUGAUAAAUAAAUUGCACUUAAGUCAGUGUCAGUUGAGGCUGAAGACUCAAAUUAGAAAAUGAAAAAAAUCUGGGCGUGUGGAGUUAGAAUUGAGCCUACCAGACCACUGUUGCCCGCUCCUCAGAACAUCUUGGGACUACCCUGUUUAACAAGAUACCAAUCUAGCCUGGGUGAAUUUGAAACAUUUAAUGAUGGGAUUCAUCUGGACCUGCCACCUAGUUAUCCCUGAGAAUAACAAGAAUUCACCACAACACACAAAAUAUUUCCAUUAAAAAACACAUGCCCCGCAGUCAGGAUAUUAGUUCCAGUUUUGCUCAAAAAGCGUGCUAGCGCAUGUUAAGACAAGUUGGCAUUGAACUAGUAGGAAACUGUUUAAUUCCAUCUCUUUAUCUUCCAGAUUUCUUUAAUAAAAUAUUUAUCUUGCUGAAGAACACUGUUAGGGAGGCCCACUCUGGAAAGAUUGAUUUUUCUUUUUAUGCCUGCAGUCAUGCUUUGAAAAGUGCAAUAUCUGUGUGAGUAUCUGUAAUGUGUUAUAAGCUGUCUUUAUCAAUUACUUCCUCUUAUUCAGUCUGUAAAUUUGUGCUAUAAUACUUGCCACAUUUUAUUUUUCUGUCUGGCUGUGAUUGCAGCCAUAGGUUACAAGAUUGUGUGUAGCAGUGUGAUUUUAAGCCAUAAUUUGCAAGAUGUGACUUGCUAAAACCCAAACACCCUUCAUGUUUUGUCUUCCUAAUGGCUCAAUGAAAUGCUGCACAAAAUGUUUUACUUUUAAUUUCCUUUUUUCCUGGGAAAUACAGAAUACAUAUAACAAGUAACUUGUACUUUCAAAGGGAUAAAACAUACUGUAUAUCCAUAUAAAAUGACCAGACGCUGCUGUGUUUGAACACAGCUAGUCAGACAUCUCCAGUCAUUUCUGUAGAAAUGUUCCUUUAGUCAUACCUGAGACUUGGUGAGUUAUUGUGAAAUAGUAAACAGAGCACAAUCUGAAAGAAUCUCUCAUGUUCCAGUUUACUUGUGCCAUAAAACUGUGAAUGUGAUGACUGAAGUGCACUUGCUGAUUUGACGGUUGACUGGCUGGUUACCUUGAAGUUUAAACAAAUACAUUCCCUUAACAGCA